UUAAUUGUAGUUAAUUGGGCUUAAUUGUGGUUAAUUGUGACUUAUCAGCACUUAAUUGUAGUUAAUUGGGCUUAAUUGUGGUUAAUUGUGACUUAUCAGCACUUAAUUGUAGUUAAUUGGGCUUAAUUGUGGUUAAUUGUGACUUAUCAGCACUUAAUUGUAGUUAAUUGGGCUUAAUUGUGGUUAAUUGUGACCUAUCAGCACUUAAUUGUAGUUAAUUGGGCUUAAUUGGGCUUAAUUGUGACCUAUCAGCACUUAAUUGUAGUUAAUUGGGCUUAAUUGUGGUUAAUUGUGACUUAUCAGCACUUAAUUGUAGUUAAUUGGGCUUAAUUGUGGUUAAUUGUGACUUAUCAGCACUUAAUUGUAGUUAAUUGGGCUUAAUUGUGGUUAAUUGUGACUUAUCAGCACUUAAUUGUAGUUAAUUGGGCUUAAUUGUGGUUAAUUGUGACUUAUCAGCACUUAAUUGUAGUUAAUUGGGCUUAAUUGUGGUUAAUUGGGCUUAAUUGUGGUUAAUUGUGACUUAUCAGCACUUAAUUGUAGUUAAUUGGGCUUAAUUGUGGUUAAUUGUGACCUAUCAGCAUUUAAUUGUAGUUAAUUGGGCUUAAUUGUGACCUAUCAGCACUUAAUUGUAGUUAAUUGGGCUUAAUUGUGGUUAAUUGUGACCUAUCAGCACUUAAUUGUAGUUAAUUGGGCUUAAUUGUGGUUAAUUGUGACCUAUCAGCACUUAAUUGUAGUUAAUUGGGCUUAAUUGUGGUUAAUUGUAAUCGUAUAAUACUAAUUAUAUGUUAAAUACACUUAAUCAUUAUUUCCCUAUUCAAUUUCAGCGCAAUUACUAUAUUAUUACCUUUGUCCAUAUAUAGAUGGCGACAGUUUCAUAUUCUCUUUAGAAUAAUUUUUGUUCUCUUCCGCCAUUUUAGUUGUUAUUGUUACUAAUAAGCAAGAUUACAUUAGUUAAUUACUUUCAUUUAGUUAAUUGUUCCCUAUUAUUUCAUUAAUUCAUUAUGAAUUCAAUUGCUACGCAAACCCAAGUGCCGAUCAAUGAACUUCUCAGUGAAUUGAAUUUGGCAGUACCUCUUUCUGCAAAGAUUGGCAUUAUUUUCCGUGUUAUGGAAUCUUAUCCAACAUUGGAUGGUUCGGACAGAAUUUUGCUUAAGCAAAAUAUUAUGCUACAAAUAAAAAGACUCAUUGACGCUGGUAUCACCACCAAGAUGAUUGGAUUUCGCUCUAAAUUGAAUGAGUUGUUUGAUCAAAUUGACCAAAUAACGGCUCAAUUUGACGAGCUCAAGGAGAAAAAUCAAAAUCUGGAAGAGGAAAACGCAAUGUUGAAAGAAGCUCUCAAAAUUCAACAAGGCCCAGAGGGUGAAAAAGAAGUUAAAUUUAUAGAUUGGGCUCUUAGAAGACUCAACUAUAUCUAUGGAAUUAAAAGGGAAGAGUUCCCAGCCUCCUCAAGGUCCCUUUAAAAUUUAAUCAUUAUAAAAAAAUUCAUGUGAAAAUUUCAUCGUUUAAUCAAUUAAAACAGUUCAUUCCAUCGCAAUGUAUAUCUUCAUGUUUUUCAAAAACCGCGCGUAAAAAAUGUCUAGAAAAAAAUUCUGCAAAA
Molecule: messenger RNA, 1597 nt
Organism: Panonychus citri (citrus red mite)
Lineage: Eukaryota; Metazoa; Arthropoda; Arachnida; Trombidiformes; Tetranychidae
Exons: 2
Coding region: 1002-1460 (152 amino acids)
Source: RefSeq, a predicted model, not a curated record